Messenger RNA from Homarus americanus (American lobster), 1601 nucleotides. It is a transcript of the gene Snx27, whose product is annotated as sorting nexin-27-like. Bases 56 to 1531 code for a protein of 491 amino acids. Gene Ontology annotation, molecular function: phosphatidylinositol-3-phosphate binding; protein binding. Lineage: Eukaryota; Metazoa; Arthropoda; Malacostraca; Decapoda; Nephropidae. The transcript is spliced from 10 exons. The record is from RefSeq and is a predicted model, not a curated record. Gene Ontology annotation, biological process: signal transduction; intracellular protein transport. Gene Ontology annotation, cellular component: early endosome.
GGUAGAGACAGGACAGUGAAAACAAACCACAGGGAAGGAAGGGUACAGAUCUACAAUGAGCGGCUUUAACCCUGGUCCACGCGUUGUGACCAUCUACAAAACUGAUACAGGGUUUGGGUUCAAUGUAAGAGGUCAAGUAAGCGAAGGAGGUCAGUGGAGACCUAUCAAUGGGGAGUUAUAUCCUCCUCUUCAGCAUGUCUCAGCGGUGUUAGAAGGAGGGGCGGCAGAGCAAGCUGGUAUACGGAAGGGCGAUCGUAUCUUGGAAGUAAAUGGAGUGAAUGUUGAGGGUGCUGAACAUCGUUAUGUUGUUGAGCUCAUAAAACAAGGAGGCGAUGUGCUAAAGCUGACUGUGAUCUCUGUAUCUAGAAAGGAAGCCGAGAGGUUAGAACCAAGUGAAGAAACCUCAGGAUUUUCCUAUAUCGACUACAGUGAAAAACGUUCCCUUCCAAUAUCAAUCCCAGACUACUCUUACAUUGAAUCUGGUGGAGAUAAAUAUGUGGUGUUCAAUAUUUACAUGGCUGGGCGUCACCUGUGUGCUCGCAGAUAUAGAGAAUUCUCCAAUCUCCACAAUAACCUAAAGAGGGAGUUCAUGGAUUUCAACUUUCCCAAAUUACCAGGAAAAUGGCCGUUUUCACUAUCAGAACAGCAGUUAGAUGGGCGACGCCGAGGUUUGGAACUGUACCUUGAGAAAGUUUGUGCUGUGAGGGUUAUAGCAGAAUCAGAUAUCAUGCAAGAUUUUCUUAAUGAUUCUGAUGAUCACCAAGGCAACAGUAUUCGUGUGGACCUGAAGGUAUUGCUGCCAGACAAGAGUGUGGUAACAGUUACACAGGCAAAGAAUGUUCUUGCUCAUGAAGUUUAUCAAGCUGUGGUUGAAAAAAUUAUUAUCCCUCCAGAGACUGCUAAAUGUUUUGCUCUUUUUGAAAUUGUAGAAUAUAAUUUUGAACGAAAAAUUAGUGAUGAUGAGUUUCCUCACAAUUUAUACAUUCAGAACUACAGUACGGCAACAGCAACAUGUCUUUGUCUUCAUCGAUGGAUCUUCAAUCCACACAGAGAACUUCGUCUGUGCAGCUCUGAUGAUAUAGCACAUACGUGGUUGUUCUGGACAGCAGUAGAAGAUGUUAAUAGAGGACACAUUAAACCAACAGAUCAAUUAUAUCAGUUAAAGGCACUUCAGGAUGUAGCUCGCAAAGAACAGUAUUUACAGGUUGUUCGGGGAUGUGAAGGCUAUGGUGAUAUUGUUUUCCCUCACUGUCCCUGUGAUUCCCGGAAGAAGGGUCAUGUAGUUGCAUAUGUGGGGUAUAAAUCAUUUAGGUUACAAGCCUGUAAAGAAGAUGGCACCUUACAAACUCAAGUAAUUGACUUUGCAUGGUCAACUGUUGAGAAAUUUGAAGUGGAUGAUGAAGCAAUGGCAUUUUGUUUUCUCUACAGGCAAACAGAAGAAUUAAUCAGAUGGGUUAAGAUAUUUACACCAUAUUAUCACUUCAUGGAGGAAUGUUUCCAGCGAAUCCAAGAAGAACAGCAGUGGACGUAGGGAGCUAGAAAUCAUAGCAGAUAGAUAGAAGGAAUAAAGGAUGUAUAUGGGACUAAAAAUGUUCUAAAUA